Molecule: messenger RNA, 2138 nt
Organism: Thecamonas trahens ATCC 50062
Lineage: Eukaryota; Apusomonadida; Apusomonadidae
Exons: 2
Coding region: 291-2099 (602 amino acids)
Cellular component (GO): membrane
Source: RefSeq, a predicted model, not a curated record
ACCCGGCAAAGACCCAUCUGAGUUACCCAAGAGUUGGACGUGUGUCACGGUUGAGCACUGGCAAUGAGUGGAACCAUGUCGGAACCCUGUUCUCCCAGCCAAGGGCUGUUUUUUUAUCCUCUCUUCAUACUGUUCCAAGUGCCAACCACGCACACGAGCACAUACAUGCCUACACGGACCCGCAUCCCCUCGCAUCAACACACACACAACUCUUGUGGCAUAGCACCUCUUACCUCCCACAGCCUUGGACACCGUUGCGAUACACACUCUUGACUCUUGCACGAGUCGGUAUGGCACGGACUCGAUGCCUGUCCAUGGCCAUUGUCCUGGCUGCCCUCGUUGUCAAUGUCCUCGCCAACGCCGUACUGCCGCUUCCUGGUGGCUUGGGAAUGGCUGGCGGUGGGGGUGCGGGCGCAGGCGGGCGGCGACUGCUCGGCUCGCGUAGCACACUUGUGACGGGCGAUACGUUGACGGAUCGGCUGGGUGGAUAUGAUGCAGAGACGGACACGUACCAUUGGGACAAGUACGGAGUGUAUGUGGGCGAGCGGGUGGCGAUGCCGCUCAUUGUCGGCGUGCUCACUGUCCUCUUUAUCCCGUUCUUCCUCUGCUGCCGGUGCUGCUGUAACGUGUGCGGCGGGCGCAAGCCGAGCUACGGGAUAUGUCGCGGCCCGCGCGAGCGGGCGACAGGCGUGGUGACCCAGUCGAACAACGGCGUGGUGAGGGUCGAUGGCAAGCGCGUGGCCCACACUGACGAGCAUGUCAAGGCGCUCGAGUCUGGCGCCACCAUCGGGGCUGUGGCGCCCAAGACGUACUCGCGCAAGACGGUGAUGGUCAUUAAGUUUGUGGCCAUCGGCUUUGUGGCUGCUGCCGUCAUUUCCGGCUCGGUCAUUCUCGGCGGCAACGCGCUCGUGAGCAAGGGCAUUGACGGCCUUGUCGAUGGCGUUAUUGUCACUGGCGAGGAGCUUGUGGCCGAUGUUCAGGCUCUCGUUGACGAGCUUGCCAAGCUGCCGUACACGCAAGAUGCAGCGACGACGACCAGGUCGGCGCUCGAUGAGGCGCAAGAUGUGCUCAAAAACGCCAAGAGCGUCGGUCGGGCGUACGUCGCCGAGCUCGACAAGUACCGCUUCUACUUUCUGGUCAUCUGCUUUGCGGUCCCGCUCGCACUCCUCGGGCUCGGGCUCGGGCUCGGCAUUCUAGGCUGCACCAUGUGCCAGGCGCAGAUUAUCAUUGCCAUGCUCAUGCUCCUGUUUAUGUUCCUCCUCUGGGGCUCGAUUGCUAUCCAUGUCCUCUUCUCGAUUCUCUUUGGCGACGUCUGCACCGAGGUCAGCAUCCGGACCGGCUCCGACCCGUCGAACACCAUCGGUGAAGCCAUCGGAUGUGGUUCGACCAACGAAGCGUUCAAGUCGCUCACCGACGAGGCCGACAGCGGCCUCUCACAAGCUACCAACGCGGCAUGCGACGGCGCUGCACAAAUUUGUACCGAUCCAACGUGCGGGCCAUGCCCGUCGCCGUGCACCGGCGACAAUGUUGCUUCGCAUCUCAACGUCACCAUCGACUCUGGCUCGCCGGGCAUUGUGACGUGGAGCGAGUGUGCGUCGGUGUGCGAGAACUCGAAUCGCAAGGACUCGACUGCGGCGUUCGCGGGCCAUAUCGCCGUCCGGACCUCUUACGUCGGCAUCCGCGACAGGGCUGGUGUCAUUCUCGAGUGCGGCUUCAUCGACAAGCUCGUGGCGCGAGUCGACAACGCGCUCUGUUCCGACUUUCUUGGUGGCGUCAACAUGGUGCUCUACGGCCAGAUCGUGCUCGCGGUCGUGCUGACUGGCGGCGCCGUCGUCCUCAUCAUGGGCGUCAAGCGGUUCAACCGAUCCAACACCCGCGGCUUCACCGCCGCGGCGGUGGCGCCGGCUGCAGUCGCAGAAUACGGCUCCCCGCCGGGCUACUCGCCCGCUGGCCUCUCGCCGCCGCCCAACUACUCACACUCGGCGGACGACUCGGCCUCAUCUCACAACUGGGGUUCGCAGGCGAGCUGUCCUGGAGACGACGAGGCGCCCAGCACCGAGCUCGGCGGCUUCGAUCCGUCGUACUCGACCUCGAGCUAAAUGCACGCUAUCCUGCAAUGAAGCCAUUUACAGUUCUAC